UUUUUUGUGGUUAUGUUAGUUGGUUUUUGCUUUGCUUGUUACAAUUUGUAGGAGUUGGAACAUAUUUUACAUUCCUAUUAUCGUUAUAAAUCUUCAAUAACACUUAGCAUAAAAUAUUUAAUAUUUCUAAAAUGGAUAGUAACGAAGUCAAGUUGGAAUUUAAAAUAAAAGAAGAGUUGCUUCAGGAAAACUGUAAUACUGAAACUGAUUCAGUGAAGGAAUCUUUGGAUUCUAAAAUUCUCAAGCAUACCAAUUUUACAGAGAACGAACAAAUCAAAGAUGGUUUUGACUUAGACCAAAAAAUUAAAGAGGAAAAUACCGAAUGUGCCUCAGAAGAAAAUUACGUUGAUAGCCCAGAACUGGUAACUCUGGAUCCAGUCUUGAUUAAAUGUGAAACAGACCUAGUAGAAAAAGCAGAUAACAUUUUUUUUGAUGAUGUUAAGAAUGAAGCUGAGCUAAAAAGCAAUGAAAAUGGUACUGAAAAUGAUAUUCAAAGCUCCUCAGAAGAAUGUAAAACCGGUCUUGGAUCAGAUAAAGUCAUUCUGCAGGAUGAAAAGAAAUCCUCUAGCGAAGAAGCGCCAGGAGAGAAGUCAUAUGAAUGUAAAACCUGUAAGAAAUGUUUUGCAAACAGUACUCACUUGCUGAGGCAUUCUAGAACACACACCGGUGAAAAAACUUAUAAAUGUGAAGUCUGUUCCAAAUGUUUUUCAAAUCGUACUUCUUUCGGGAGGCAUUUCAAAAUCCAUAAGGGAAAAAAAUAUAAAUGUGAAACUUGUUCAAAACAUUUUUCCAGCAGCAGUAACUUGCUAAGGCAUUCUAGGACUCACACUGGGGAAAAACCUUAUAAAUGUGAAGUGUGUUUAAAAUUAUUUUUUGAAAGUUGUACUUUGAUGCAACAUUCCAGAGUUCACACAGGAGAGAGACCUUACGAAUGCAAAAUUUGCUCAAAGUCUUUCACCCACAGAAGUAAUUUGUCAAAGCAUUCGAGAGUUCAUACGGGAGAAAAACCUUAUAAAUGCAAAGUCUGUUCAAAACAGUUUUCCACCAGGGAUGUUCUGGCAACGCAUUCCAGACUUCAUACAGGGGAAAAACCGUUCAAAUGUGACGUUUGUUCAAAAUUGUUCAACAGUAAAUCUCAUUUGACGGGGCACUCUAGAAUUCACUCAGGGGAAAAACCUUACGAAUGCAUAGUCUGUUCAAAACGUUUUUCUGAGAUCAGUACCUUAACGAAUCAUUCCAGAAUUCAUACUGGGGAGAAACCUUUUCCAUGCGAAAUUUGUUCGAAAUCUUUCACUAACAGAAGUAACUAUGUAAACCAUGUCAGAAUACACACAGGUGAAAAACCUUACACAUGUAAGGUAUGUUCUAAAUCAUUUACCACUAGUUCUAUCUUGAAGUCACACUCCCUAAUUCAUAAAAGAGAAAACACCUCAGUAUAAGUUCUGUUUUGUCAGGCUCUAGACUGUCCAUAAAGAGGAAACCAGUGAAAUCGGUUCAGAAGAAAAGUCAUUCAGGUUCUGUGUAUUUCAUUAAGCCCUAGUUGAAUUGUUAACUCUAAUUUUUUCAGUACAACUGUCAAUUAAUUAAUUUUGAUUCAUUGUCAUGAAAAAACAUCUCUGCAUAAAUAUUCUAGAUAUUUACACAUUUAAAUGAUUAUUUUGUUUGAAUAAAUGUUUUGCAAGUUUGUCAUGUAGAGAAUGUCCAAGUAGUGCUACUGUUCGUAAAAUGAAACUCAGUAAACAUUUCAGAAUGUUAAAUAGGAAGUCUGUUCAGAAAAUAAGGUGGAUUUUUAAAUUUCGUAGGCUACGUACUUUCUUUUAGUGUAGAUUUUUUUUAAAUUUUACACUCGUUUCGAACUCAUGUUCAUAGUGUCAGGCGAGAGCAUUCAAGGACAUGCCUAAAAGGGCACAAGUUUAUUAUAUCUGAGGGGGAUACUUUGAAGAGGAAAAAUAGAAAUUGAUGAAUGAAUGAAUAUUUUUGG
Leptinotarsa decemlineata (Colorado potato beetle) is the source of this 1981-nucleotide messenger RNA. RefSeq lists its product as uncharacterized. Lineage: Eukaryota; Metazoa; Arthropoda; Insecta; Coleoptera; Chrysomelidae. The record is from RefSeq and is a predicted model, not a curated record.